This is a messenger RNA of Frankliniella occidentalis (western flower thrips), 1222 nucleotides long. RefSeq names its product vacuolar protein sorting-associated protein 28 homolog (gene Vps28). Gene Ontology annotation, biological process: protein transport to vacuole involved in ubiquitin-dependent protein catabolic process via the multivesicular body sorting pathway. Gene Ontology annotation, cellular component: ESCRT I complex. Gene Ontology annotation, molecular function: protein-containing complex binding. Lineage: Eukaryota; Metazoa; Arthropoda; Insecta; Thysanoptera; Thripidae. The transcript has 5 exons. The record is from RefSeq and is a predicted model, not a curated record. The coding region runs from base 243 to 884 and encodes 213 amino acids.
UCGCUGUCAAAUCUCAAGUGAUAACAUUUGCGUCUUCUACUCAGACUCAAGUAAAUUCGUGGGACCUGAAGUACUUUUUUUUUUUUUUUGCAACGGAGUCAACGCUGAAAUAUAGUUCUCCUUCUCACGUAAAUCUACUUUGUGCGUCUAUUGAUCUCGUGGGGAGUAAUUUUAGUUUAUUUGGUUAGGUGUAUUUACACUAGUUUCAAAAGUAUUGUUUUGUUGUAACAAUAUCAAUCACAAUGGCUUCAGAUGCAAAUCGUCCAGAGCUUUUUGAGGAUGUUAAGCUGUUUCGCAAUGCUCGGGAACGAGAAAAGUAUGACAACAUGGCAGACCUCUUUGCUCUUGUUAACACACUGCAACACCUGGAAAAGGCAUUCUUGAGGGACUGUGUUACACCUAAAGAGUAUACUGCAGCAUGUACCAAGUUGCUUGUACAAUACAAGGCAGCCUUCAAGCAAGUACACGGUGAUGAAUUUCCUAAUAUUGAAGCAUUCGUCAAAAAGUACAGGCUUGACUGUCCUGCUGCACUGGAACGCAUCAAAGAAGAUAGGCCAAUAACUAUUAAAGAUGACAAAGGCAAUACAAGCAAGUGCAUAGCUGACAUUGUUUCAUUAUUUAUCACAAUUAUGGACAAGCUAAGACUAGAGAUUAAAGCCAUGGAUGAACUGCACCCAGAUUUGAGAGAUCUUAUGGACACAAUGAAUCGAUUGAGUUCUCUCCCGUCCAGCUUUGAAGGGAAGCAGAAGGUUUCAGACUGGCUUAAUACUUUGUCCUCUAUGCAAGCUUCAGAUGAAUUGUCAGAAACACAAGUGCGACAGUUAUUAUUUGACCUUGAGUCAUCUUACAAUGCUUUCAAUAGAUUCUUGCAUGAAUCCUCGUAAUCCCUUUUCUCAUAAAUGAUGUAUAUUACAAGUUCUUACUACGAACAACAUUUCCAAUAAUAUUUGCUGAGAGAGAGGAAAUGGCCUUGUUUAUGCCACAUGUUGCCUUAACCAUGGAGAUGCUAUACGUUCUCUAUGGACUUAAAUCAUAUUUCUUGUAAUUUUCUGUACUGAAUUUGAUUUCCCAGCUGCUUAUGUGUUAUUUUAUAGUGGUCAAAUAAUUAAGCUUCCAUCGAAUCAUUGUUUAUGUAUACUGGCUCUUGUUUUGUGUACUAUCCUGCUUUUUUUCUUUCUUUAUUUUUAGUUAAAUAAAAACUGUGAUUAUUGAUCAAUUUUAA